Triplophysa dalaica is the source of this 2104-nucleotide messenger RNA. RefSeq names its product serine/arginine repetitive matrix protein 5-like. Bases 85 to 1872 code for a protein of 595 amino acids. Lineage: Eukaryota; Metazoa; Chordata; Actinopteri; Cypriniformes; Nemacheilidae. The transcript is spliced from 11 exons. The record is from RefSeq and is a predicted model, not a curated record.
UUGAAGCGAGACUGGUCUGGCCAAGGGAAGAGGACGAAAGAAAGUUGUCUGCGAGGGCGCGGGAUCAAAAAGAAGACCAGAAUAAUGUGGGCCAGAGCUGUUUGGAGGGAAGGUAACGCUGAAAUGGAAGACGUUAUACCAUCCUGUUGGGUGAAGAAUGGUUUUGUGUUAUGGCCUGAGCAAGGAGAAAAAAAAGCCAUCAAAAGCUUAAAACAACCUGAAGAUGGAUGGAUGACAUUUCCUCUCUUAAAAGUAAAAUUUCAGUCAGAUAACCGAAAGGAUUGUGACAACUAUGAUUUUACAACCUCUGCUGAACUGAGUUGCCCAGAGGAAGAGAAGACUUCUGAGAAGAGGCAGGCAAAAAAAAAGAACUACCCUGACUAUGAAAUGGGUGAUUUCCCUGAUGUUGAGGUAAAUGAAUCUGAAGCACUGGCAGUUACUAACCCCCAAGCUUAUCAGCAAACAAAUGAUCUUCCUCCUCUUCCCUCUGUGCCUAAAAAGGUUCAGAAGAAUGUAAAUUCUGUUUGGGUAGAAAAUGGGGGUACUGCUGCCAUCCAUCCAAGCCAAAGCAGUCCUAGACCAUUCGCAUACAGCCUUAAGAAUACCUCUGAAUUCCUUUCACACGGCAGAAGAAGCCCAAGCAAAAAGUCACUCUCAUAUGACAGAAGAAGCCCCCACAAGUCACUCUCACACGACAGAGGAAGCACCAGCAAAAAGUCCCUCUCACACGACAGAGGAAGCACCAACAAGACUCUCUCACACGACAGAGGAAGCACCAGCAAAAAGUCCCUCUCACACGACAGAGGAAGCACCAACAAGACUCUCUCACACGACAGAGGAAGCACCAGCAAAAAGUCACUCUCACACGACAGAGGAAGCACCAACAAGACUCUCUCACACGACAGAGGAAGCACCAGCAAAAAGUCACUCUCACACGGCAGAAGAAGCCCCAGUUGGUCGUCCACACACAGCAAGCAGCGAAGCCCCAGCCGGUCCCUCUCAUCACAUGGCAAGGGAAUCCCCAGCCCCUCCCCAUCAUUCAUUAAGAGAAGAAGCCCCAAUAAGUCUCUCUCAACACAUGGCAGGAGAAGCCUUAGCCAGUCUCGCUGGAAUGACAGAAGAAGCCCCAGUAAGUCAUUCUCACAUGGCAAGCAGAGGAGAAGCCAUAGCAAAUCACUCUCACACAGCUGUAUCUGGAGUCCAUCUGAGUUCAUGUCACGUAGACAGUUGAGUUCCUCAGACAGUGGGUCAUGCAGCAUGUCAUCAUCUCGUAAUGAAUUCCGAAAGGACAGUAAAAGGAGAAAAGGGGGUUUACAGAGAAGCCACAGCCAGCAUCUGAGUAGACGCCCACAUAAGUCCAGCAAGAGAGUAAGGUCCAUGAGUGCAGAUAAGGAGAGGGAGAGAUCAGAGCCUGCUAACUCCAGUAUUUUCCAAAAUGCCUCAACACCAAAAUUAAAGAUGUCAAACUUUCCUCUGCCAGAGGAAAAAUUCCAGAGGAAAGUUCUUCAAAUGUUAAUUGAUAUAAGAGAUUUGGUAAAAGUCGCAAUCAGAACAACGGAUGUUACUGCAUUUACUCUAAAGCCAGCCAACAGCGUGAACGAAUUGCAAGAAUUGGAGUCUCGUUUGCAAGAUAAAAAUGAAAGAGCAGCCUUGCAAGCAUAUUUGACAAGACUUGGAGGAGUUGAUGACAUCGACAUGGUGAAAAAAACAAUGUCUGCAACUCUCUCAAAUGGCGUCAUGUCUUCAAUGAAUUUGAAGGGAAAAUGUGGGAAGCUCCCAUUUUCUCAGACCCAGCUCUUCCAGAUCAUAUGUGCACCCACUUGCGUUUCGUGCCUUCCCUCUCAUCACACCCCGGCAUCUCUUCACCAGUGAUCACCGCAGUUGUUCGGAAUCAGCUAGCGGAUCGAGGCUUCUCCCCGCUAAGCGUGCAUCCUGUGAGGGUCUGGAUUUCCCGUUCGGUUCCACUACUCAUUCUUCCCGUAAGUACCGUUGGUUGGGUCGAGUCCUCUCCCCACGGACUCACAUGGUUCCUGUGCUCGAGGCCGGUAUCUCCUAAUGGUCUUUUGGACUACACUUUAAUAAAAAGUCAGUGAUUAUACCCGAA